AUGGAUUUGCAUCUGUUUUUGCAGACCAUACCAUUCGACAACGAUGCCUGCCGCAGCUUUCUGGAGCUGAGCGCAGACCAGCAGAGCCAACUGAUGCAAGAGGAUUUCUCGAAGUGUAGGAACCCCAGUGCCUACCUCAUGUCUCGGGUGCGCAGCCUCAAAGGCAUGAAGGACUGCGUAACCACAGAGUCCUCAAAGGAGGAGAAUGGCUGGUGGCCAAGCCCUCCACCCCAACCACCGCAGCCACCUCUUCCACCUCCACCACCCGCACCUCCAGCACCACCUGCGCCACCUCUACCUUCGGCCGGCAACGACGUCCUCGAAACGUUCCUGCAACGUCAUGGAAUCGAUGCAGGGGGUCGAGAAGCCCUGCGGCAACUCCCAGCCGAACUGCAGCUCGCUGUGCUUGCGCAUGAUCACGACAUUGGCCACGGGGGACGUAACCCGUCUCAGCAUUUGGUCUCUCUGGUUGGGAUGGCCUGGGCUGGGACUCUCCGGCCUCCGCAGGCAGAUCCGCACGAAAUUUUCCUGGAUCAGCAUGGCAUCGACGAGUCUGCACGACAUGCGUUUUUCGAACUUCCAAUACACCUCAGACACGUGGUGAUUGACGAAGGCCCGAUCCUUCACUGCUGGAAUCCGUCUGCCGUCCUGGUGUCUCGGAUUGGGCGUGCUCGGAUCAAAGGUGAGGGCAGCAUGGACGGAGCGGGCAAGGCAGUUCUGUGGAGGAGCACAUCCUUCGCAAAGCCACCUUCUACACCGCCUCCGGCGCAUCUUCAACUCUCACUUCAGACCCCACAAGGGCCCCCGCCCCCACCCCCGCCCCAGUCUGUAGAACACUCCGCCUCGUCUCCGCCUCCGGCUCCUUUGGCUUCGGCCUCUUCGGCCUCUUCGGCCUCGGGCAUUCCCAGGGCCUUUGCCAAAGCCUCCGCUCGCUCUGCCGUUCAAAGCAACACCACAGAGCCGAAAGCGAAGAAGCGGAAAGCCGACGAAGACGACGAGGACGGGCAGCUAGAUCUGGCAGUCGAGGGCUUCCUCCGGCUCAAUGGUAUUGACGGGAAAUCCUGUCGUGCUAUGCGCCGGCUGCCACGGUCGGCGCAGCGAGCGCUGAUCGGAAUGGAUCUACGACGGCACGGCAAUCCAUCGGCAUAUCUCUGGAUACAGAUCCAGAAGCUUCGAGAGGACAGCAGUCAUGACGAGGGACGGCCCAGAUCCCCCCAGCCUGUAUCAGUUUUCGCCAAGCAACCGCCUCCACCGAACCCACCUACUGUGCCCACCCCACCCCCACCACCCAUGCUGGUGUUCAAGCCUGAGUCUGCACCAGUAAGCAAUGGCCCCGCGUACCCAGCGCAAGCGAAGCUUAAAGAGCAGAGCCCGGAACCCCCGGCUGGCCCGGGCCAUAAGCACGGGUCAGUUGCGUUCGUGUUGUUCCGCCACAGUGGUGGAGCCAGCGUCCCAGAAUUCGUGGAAGUGUUCGACCAUGUGCACAUCCUGACGUGCGGCAGAGCCUCGUCCUCAGACGUCCUAUUGAAGGUUCAGCAUGCCUCCAAGAAGCAUGCUGAGUUUAGAGUCGAGCACGGGCCAAGCGGAGAAGCCUUGCUCAUGUUCUGCGACCUCUCCUCGAAUGGGACAUGGCUCAACGGCGACAGACUUCCCUCGAGUCGCUUAACACGGCUACUAUCUGGCGACAUCCUCUUCUUCAUGCCGCCUGGGAGUAGCAACGACGUCCCAGCAAUGCAAGUCGAGCAGACCCAGAGCGAGGACCAGCCCAUGGCCCUGGCCCUCUGCAAUGGCGGGGACGGGCGUCUGGGAGUGCCGCAUGCGUCGCCCCCGAAUGGACCGGAAGUCUCCGAUUGGAUCCGGAGCGUUGGCAGCGGAGGAAGGCUUUGUAGCCGGCUGGUCUCAGAGAUCGAAAACUCCUACGAUCACAUCCGACAGAUCAUCGACAACUACAGCGCAAACAUUGGUGACUUCCUCGACGUUCACUGCGUCGACGAUCCCGAAGAAGGAGAAGUGCUCUCCGCCGCUUUACGGGCUCUGUGCUCUGUGGAAGAAAAGGCGUCUGUGGAUGGUCCACUUGGGCCACCUGCCGUCAGCUUUUUGGUGCUCAAGUUGCCCUGUAGGCAGAUCAUCACCCGGCGGACAUUCGGGCUAGUUAGUUGGGUCGAGAUUGGGAGCAAGCGACACCGUGGAGCUCUUGUCAUAGCGGAAGGUGAGAGCACCUACUCCACGAAGGCGGAGGACGUGCUAAGCCAUCCGGACCAGUGGAUGGAUAUGUACGAAAAGUGCUAUCAGAUGCGGCGCAGCGAGCUUCACUUCAUCAUCUCGAAGCUCCCACGGUUCAUCUUGGCGCAGGGCUUCUUCCUAGGAGGCACCUCCGAAGGGGCCAUGACCAUUGCGAGAUUUGAUGAUCAGCGCUACGGCAAAUCCGUUCUGGGGCGGUUCAUCAACUCUUUCAGUGUGGAAUACUGCUAUUUCACUCCGCGGCCAGAGGAUGGUCAGAUUGCCGGUCAAAAAGAUGUCCCAACGCUGAACAUCAUCGGGAGCAAGGAUGAAUAUUUCGGAGCGGUGCAGAGUGUUGCGAAGAUCGUGGUUGAGGAUGGCAUGGGUUAUGGCGACAAGAACCUGACAGGGAACGCUUACAACACGCUCGUGAGGCAAGGCCUGCACCACGCACUGGUAUGCGUUUUGGAAGAUGGAACCCAUGGGCCAUGCAUCACGCAUGACAACCAACUGCGCGAGAUUUUCAACACCUUCUUCACUCGCCCGCACGACAUCUGGCAGCUCGAGAGGGUUUGGGCCUGUGAUCCACCAUUGGCUUCAAUGAUUCGCGUUUUGGCCCGCUCUGAGAAGACUUUGCGCGGUGAUGCCAACGGCGCAGAUCACGUGUCGAAGAUCACAAAAGUCUUUGUUCCUCUCAGCAAGAUGCCGAGCAAGAUGUCCUUGCGCGAAGUGCAGGCAUUGCGGGAGAUCUCACCGUCAAGCCAGGCAUUCCAGGCAAAGGUGCAGACCGUGAUGGCAGAGCAGAAAUUGCUGAUGGAGCAGGAAUCCGAGGAGGCGGAGAACAUGCUCCGGAAGCUGCGGAAGAAGGGCUUCGGUGCCAGCUCGCGCUCGCAAACCGAGAACUUCUACUCACAGGAGGACAACGAGAAGACUGCCAAGAAGGAGAUCCUGUACAACAAGAUCUGA
Symbiodinium sp. CCMP2592 is the source of this 3186-nucleotide messenger RNA. NCBI's taxonomy places the organism in Eukaryota, Dinophyceae, Suessiales, Symbiodiniaceae. The record is from the annotation of a GenBank genome assembly.